AUGUCGACGCCGGACAUGGCCGCACCACCCGCUGCAGGGCAUCGACGCAACAAAUCCGCCUCAGUGCUCAAGUCCAUUAUCGUAAACAAAGGCCAUAGGCGUUCGCCAACCGACGGCGGUGCGCUGCAAAACAACCAGAUAGCCAACCCGACGUAUAUACCUGUCUCCAACUUCCAGGCGCCGUUGCUGCCGCCAGACCACCCCCAUAGCCAAUUGCGCGCGGCAAACCAAACAGAGAACGUUGCCCUCAAUCCGCCCUCGCCUCGCAAGUCGCAGGACGCCAAAUCGAGCCCGAAGAAGAGCCUGCACAAGAAGACGCUCAGUUCUGUAUCGCUGCGGUCACUGGCAAAGAAGGAGGACAAGCCGGCCUACAAGAAGUCGCUCGACACGCGGCGACCGCAGGAAGAGGCGGAGACGGGCGAGAAGCCCAAGAAAACAAAGUCGUCGACCAACUUGGCUGCCAUGUUUGGCAAGGGGAGGAGAGAAAAGUCGCCCGUCAAGGAGAGUAGAGACAAGGAGAACACCACACCACCCCGCUCCUCGCAUGCGCACGCCCCACCCCGCACUCCCAUCUGGGCCGAAUUCAGCUCCCAGCAGGAAGUCACCACCACGAGCAAAGUCCCCCUCAACGACCAGCGACGGAGCGUCGACGAGGAAAUCUCCCGGUACACCCCACAAGACUACUCGCCCACCAAACAACGCAACUUCUUCGAUAUCGGCCAGCCUUCCAUCCGACCCGCCCAGAAAGAGCGUCCCAAGUCCAUGUUUGUUCCCAAGUCGACUUCUACCGCGUCGUUGCUCGAGACCUUCUCACGCAAGCGGAGCAACGAGCGCAUUCCUCUGUCAGACACCAAGGGCAACGAGGGACGCACCAGAGAAAGCUCUCCUGUAAAGCCGGCAAGGCCCGUACUCAGUAGAGCGAGUACCGACACUGGCAGCAAGGACUACAGCCUCAAGCCCAUGGCGCCUCCACCAAGCCCUACAAAGAAGCAGAACCGAGUCAUGGCUGCUGUCGCUGCUUUUAACGGAAAGUCCAAGCAAGCUGGUGGUGCUCCGGCUUCUGCCAAACCUGAUCCAAAGGUGGUAGAUGCCGAGUUCGAGGAGGUCUUGGAAUCUCGAAACAUCCCCGCUCACCAGCGUGCGCAGAUGCGGACAUUGAAGCUCGAGGUCAAGGCCGACUUUGUUCGAAUGCACAAGCUUGACAUACCUCAAACCUCAAAAACAAGCUCUGCACACUCUUCCAUUGGUGAGAACACCAAGUCAGCAGCUCAGAAGUCAUCCAAGUCACGACACGGAUCUGCUGCCGAAGAUGCACAGGAUGAAGCACAAGCGGACAAUUCAGCCAACUCAACUAAGCGUGAGCGUCCAAGGAGCCGGACAUUCACUUUCAACAGAAGUGACUCCCCUACGAAGAAGCAGAAGGGCGACUUGGGCGAACGGAAGACGUCAUCAAAACCGGCUCCCAUCCCCAAGUCCCCCUCCAUGAGAUCUCUGAGGUCCAAUGCCUCCGAUCGAUCUGUGUCCAACGGAGCUAAAUCAGUAAAGGCCGACGAGUUCAUCUCCUACUUGAAGAAGACACCCAAACCACAAAAUGUCGAGGUUGGCAAGCUGCACAAGCUCCGCCUGUUGAUCCGCAACGAGACUGUCGACUGGGUUGACAACUUCAUUCAGGAUGGUGGUAUGACUGAGCUGGUUGCUCUCCUACACCGUAUCAUGGAGGUCGAAUGGCGCGAGGAUCACGAAGACACUCUUCUCCACGAACUUCUUCGAUGUCUCAAGGGACUCUGCACGACUGCCACCGCUCUCAAACAGCUCAACGAGAUCUCACCGACACUGUACCCGGCAUUGUUGGCUAUGCUUUUCGACGAAGAGCACAAAGGUCCGAGCGAGUUUACUACGCGUGAACUUAUCAUCGAGAUCAUCUUCGCGCAUAUCUCUAUGGCACCAGAGGCUGAACUGGAAACUCGUGCUACAGAGCUGAUGAAGUAUCUCAAGGACCCAGUCAAGGAGAAGCAGGCGUCAACGGUUCCGUUCAUUCUCCAGAUGCACCAACCACGGCCAUACCAGGUCUGGUGCAAGGAGCUGUCCAACGUUACCAAGGAGGUCUUCUGGAUCUUCAUCCACCACCUCAACGUCAUCCCUGUUCCACCUAGGCCAACUGGUGACAAGUCUUAUGCUAAGACUCACUUCCCUGGUCAACGUGCCAUUGUGCCAGCUGCACCGUACGUCGGUGGUGUAGAAUGGGAUGCGACCAAUUACCUCGCCACACACAUUGACCUCCUCAAUGGUAUCAUGGCUUCGCUACCAACCCGCUCCGCGCGCAACGAAUUCCGCCAAGAACUCAAAGUCUCUGGCUUUGAGAAACUGAUGGGUCACCUCCGCGCAUGCAACCCCAAGUACUACGGUGCUGUUCACGACAGUGUCAGGGUCUGGAUCGGCGCCGCACUCGAAGAUGACUGGGAUGUCAAGACUGUACGCAUGGGCUCUGACGGCAACGUGAGCCCUGCCAAACAAAGCCCCAAGAAGAAGACGGAGCCUCCACCACAACUCCAGGCACCACCUAAGAUGGAUGUCGGUCUUGGUCUUGGACUGGGCUUCGAGAGGGAGAUUGCGAUUGGCAACACGAGCAAAUUGGAUGACGAUUGGAUUUAG
This is a messenger RNA of Alternaria atra, 2652 nucleotides long. RefSeq lists its product as uncharacterized. The record is from RefSeq and is a predicted model, not a curated record. Bases 1 to 2652 code for a protein of 883 amino acids. NCBI's taxonomy places the organism in Eukaryota, Fungi, Ascomycota, Dothideomycetes, Pleosporales, Pleosporaceae. Gene Ontology annotation, molecular function: small GTPase binding; actin binding. Gene Ontology annotation, biological process: actin cytoskeleton organization. The transcript is spliced from 2 exons.